AUGCAGAGACCUCAUUCUGAUCCUCGUCCUCGUCCUGGUCCUGAAUUGCAGAAGCAUCAUGCUGGUGGACCCACUGUCGCAGGCUUGACCACCAAACAGCCUGCGGAAGAGGGCAGCAAUUUGACCUUUUACCCAGCCUAUGCCUUCAAGGCGUCUGCAACCUGGUCGAAAUGGGUGAAACUGACCUGUCUUGACAUCCACACCGUGUUGGAACGCCAUGAGAAGUUUUCUCAGGUCACUACCCCCAUAGCGGUUGAAGGUAGCGACAUCCACGGCCGACAGAAGGACCCGCCGUUACUGCUCUUCUACCUCAACCAUCCCAUCCAAUUUGUUCAGGUGGUUGGUGUGGUGGUCUCACUGGAGGACUACUUUGAGAAGUUCUGGCUUUUCAAGAUUGACGACAGCAGCGGGGCCAUCAUUGAUGUGACAUGUCCCAAACCCGAGAAGAAGCAAGUCGAUCUGAACACCGGACCAGGCAACGCAGGGCCUAAGCGCGAAACAGGAGCUGUGAGACCGGUGGACCAGAAUCCAACUUCGAAACCAAAGUCCAAUCCCAACUCUGGAGAAGAUGAAGAAAUCGGUGAAGACGCACAGCUUCAACGCACCCUGUCUCGUCUCGAUAUCGGAUCCAUCGUGCAAGCCAAAGGCACCCUCUCUACAUUCCACGCCACGCGGCAACUCUCCCUCCUGCGUCUGAAUAUACUCUUCACCACAAACCAUGAAAUGGCGCUGAUCGCCUCACGCACACAAUUCCUCCUGUCGACUCUCUCUAGACCCUGGGUAUUGACACGGGAGGAACAGAGGAAACUGUGCGACGAAGCACACCGCGAGCGGAACGACGACAUUGAUCGGGCGAAGAGGAGGAAGAUGCGCGAGGCAAAAAGAAAGGAGAGAGAGGAAAGGCACCGACAUGUCAUUGAGAAGGAGUAUGACAUGGAAGAAAUACUGAGAAAGAAGGAGGGAGACGAGGCUCGAAAAUGGGGAGAAGCGCUCAAAAGGGACCAAGCGAAGAACAUCACGUCUGCAAAUUGA
This is a messenger RNA of Fonsecaea nubica, 1032 nucleotides long. RefSeq lists its product as hypothetical. The record is from RefSeq and is a predicted model, not a curated record. Bases 1 to 1032 code for a protein of 343 amino acids. The transcript has a single exon. Lineage: Eukaryota; Fungi; Ascomycota; Eurotiomycetes; Chaetothyriales; Herpotrichiellaceae.